Molecule: messenger RNA, 11664 nt
Organism: Pezoporus occidentalis (night parrot)
Lineage: Eukaryota; Metazoa; Chordata; Aves; Psittaciformes; Psittacidae
Gene: PTCHD4
Product: patched domain containing 4
Exons: 3
Coding region: 369-3083 (904 amino acids)
Cellular component (GO): membrane
Source: RefSeq, a predicted model, not a curated record
GGGCGAGGAGCGGGCACUGCAGAGCCGGCAGCGCUCCGGGUGCAACGCCCGAGCCUAGCCGGAGAAAGGGGGGCACCCGGGAGGGGAGGGGGGACGAUGCUAGUUGGCUGGGGGGGGAGGGAGGAGAGAGGGGGAGAAAAAAAAAGAGAAAGAGGAAAAAAAAGACAAGGUUCCCCCACACCCUCCUCCCUCCUCUGCCCGGUCCCUUCCAGCUCCUUCACACACACACACACCCGCACACACACACCCCAUUGAUCAAUAUUUGGCUGUCUUGCUGCAACUUGCUGCAGUCUUUUAAAGGAGUAGUAGAGAGAGAGGGAGAGAGAAAGGGGAACUGACAGGAAGGGGUAAGGAGCUACACAUGUCACAUGUGCUUUCUAAGACGGCCAGGAGCAUCUGCAGGCUGGAUCUGGUGGAGGAUGCUGCGGCAGGUGAUACACAGAGGGCUCCAGUCGUUUUUCUACAAGCUGGGCUUAUUCGUGAGCAGGCAUCCGGUGUUUUUCCUCACUGUGCCCGCAGUCCUGACCAUCAUCUUCGGCUUCAGCCUGCUCAACCGCUUCCAGCCUGACACUGACCUGGAGAGCCUGGUAGCCCCCAGCCACAGCCUGGCCAAGAUCGAGAGGAGCUUAGCCAGCAGCCUUUUCUCCCUCGAUCAAUCCAAAAGCCAGCUCUAUUCGGACUUGCACACCCCGGGGAGGUAUGGCAGGGUGAUUCUCCUCUCCAAACCCGGAGGCAAUAUUUUGCACCAGGCUGAUGUGAUCCUGCAGAUCCACCGAGCCGUGCUGGAAAUGAAGGUGAACUACAAAGGCUAUAAUUAUACUUUUUCCCAUCUGUGUGUGUUGAGAAAUCAGGAUAAGAAAUGCGUGCUGGAUGAUAUUAUUUCAGUGCUAGAGGAUCUGAGGCAGGCUGCCCUCUCCAAUAAGACAACAGCCAGGGUGCAAGUGAGCUAUCCCAACACUAAAUUAAAGGAUGGAAGGAGCAGUUUUAUUGGCCACCAGCUCGGAGGGGUCAUGGAAGUGCCAAACAGCAAGGACCAGAGAGUUAAAUCAGCCAGAGCCAUCCAAAUCACUUACUACCUCCAAACGUAUGGCUCUGUCACCCAGGACCUCAUUGGGGAGAAGUGGGAGAGUGAAUUCUGUAAACUGAUGCACAAGAUGCAGCUAGAUCACCAAGAUCUGCAGCUCUACUCACUAGCAUCCUUCAGCCUCUGGAAGGACUUCCACCAGACAAGUCUCUUGGCCAGGGACAAGAUUUUGGUGAGCCUGAUGCUGAUUCUCCUGACUGCUACCCUAUCGAGCUCCAUGAAGGACUGCCUGCGUAGCAAACCUUUCCUGGGACUCUUGGGAGUACUCACUAUCUGUAUUUCCAGUGUCACUGCGGCAGGGAUAUUUUUCAUUACUGAUGGAAAAUAUAAUUCUACUCUGUUGGGAAUCCCUUUCUUCGCUAUGGGUCAUGGAACCAAAGGAGUGUUUGAACUUCUCUCAGGAUGGCGUCGAACCAGAGAGAAUCUGCCAUUCAAGGACAGAGUAGCAGAUGCCUACUCAGAUGUCAUGGUCUCCUACACAAUGACAAGCUCCUUGUAUUUCAUAGCCUUUGGCAUGGGUGCAAGUCCUUUCACCAACAUCGAAGCUGUAAAAGUCUUUUGCCAGAACAUGUGUGUCUCCAUCCUGUUGAACUACUUCUAUAUCUUCUCCUUCUUUGGCUCCUGCCUGGUCUUUGCUGGCCAGUUGGAGCAGAACCGUUAUCACAGCAUCUUCUGCUGCAAAAUCCCUUCAGCAGAAUACCUGGACAGAAAACCUGUGUGGUUCCAGACCAUGAUGAACGAUGGCCAUCAGCAUACUUCUCACCAUGAGACUGACCCUUACCAGCAUCACUUUAUCCAGCAUUUCCUCCGAGAGCAUUACAAUGAGUGGAUUACCAACAUAUAUGUCAAGCCAUUUGUGGUGAUACUUUAUCUCAUCUAUGCCUCUUUCUCCUUUAUGGGGUGCUUACAGAUUAAUGAUGGAGCCAACAUUAUCAACCUUCUUGCCAGUGAGUCUCCAAGCGUCUCCUAUGCCCUCAUACAACAGAAGUAUUUCAGCAACUACAGCCCAGUGAUAGGUUUUUACAUUUAUGAACCUCUUGAGUACUGGAAUGGCACUGUGCAAGAAGACCUAAAAACAAUAAGCCAGGGGUUCAAUACAGUGUCCUGGAUUGAGCAGUAUUACCAGUACCUUCGUGUGGGUAACAUCAGUGCAACCAAUAAAAGUGACUUUAUCAGCAUUCUCCAGAGCUCCUUUUUAAAAAAGCCAGAAUUUCAGCACUUCAAAAAUGACAUUAUUUUCUCCAAAGCUGGAGAUGAGAACAAUAUAAUUGCUUCUCGUUUGUACCUUGUGGCCAGGACUAGUGAAAACACACAGAGGGAGGCAAUAGAAUUGUUAGAGAAGCUGAGACCCCUCUCUCUUAUACAGAGCAUCAAGUUCAUUGUGUUCAAUCCUACUUUUGUUUUCAUGGACCAUUACGGUUUGUCAGUAACUAUGCCUGUCCUGAUUUCUGGUUUUGGCAUCCUGCUGAUGUUAAUACUGACUUUUUUCCUGGUUAUCCAUCCUCUGGGAAAUUUCUGGUUAAUUCUCAGUGUCACCUCAAUAGAGCUGGGUGUCCUUGGCUUGAUGACUUUAUGGAAUGUAGACAUGGAUUGCAUUUCUAUAUUGUGCCUUAUCUACACUUUGAAUUUUGCCAUAGAUCACUGUGCACCCCUGCUUUAUACAUUUGUACUAGCUACUGAGCACACCCGAACUCAGUGUAUAAAGAACUCCCUCCAAGAGCAUGGGACAGCCAUUUUGCAGAACGUUUCUUCUUUCCUUAUUGGGUUGGUCCCCCUUCUCUUUGUGCCUUCAAACUUGACCUUCACACUGUUCAAAUGCUUGCUGCUUGCCGGCAGUUGCACACUUCUGCACUGUUUUGUUAUUUUGCCUGUCUUUCUAACCUUUUUUCCACCUUCCAAAAAGCACCACAAGAAAAAGAAACGAGCCAAAAGGAAGGAACGAGAAGAGAUCGAAUGCAUAGAGAUUCAGGAGAAUCCUGAUCAUGUUACAGCGGUUUGAAAGGCUUAGUAAAAAUAGUAAUAUAUUCUCUUUUUAAAAAAGCAUUGCACAGAGAUGCAGGGAAAAUAGAGCAAAGAUCUCAGCUGCUUGUGCUGGCCAGGUCUGACAAGGCAAAGGAAGAUCAAGAAGGGGUAUUCAUGACACAUCAAGGUGCAAACUUUUUUUAACAAAAAUAAUGAAAGUAAAAUUGAUCUCAAAUAUUUCCUUUGGAUCCUCAUCCUUCACCAGGGAAGAGUCUGUUAGCCAUUAAAUGUUCCUGAAUCUCAAACUGUAGUUCUAAUGGAUAUUGCUCGAUCUGUCAUAAUGAAGUAAAGGUAAAAAAAAAAAAAAAAAGAAAAAAAAAAGGAGUUACAAUUAAGUAAAAAGUAGAGAAAGAGGCAGAUUUGUUUGAUAAAAAUUGUCCAAAAACAUUUCAAAUGAGAAAAGGGAACAUGUCCAAGAAAGAUAAAAAAAAAAUGCCAUGCUAUAUUUUUCUUAUUUUCUUGAGAAGCUGGUUAAGAUGAAACCUAUGCACUUGGGAAGUAGAUGUUUAAACCAACCUAAGCCAAAGUACUUCCCAAUUAUAGUAUACCAUGUAUACCUGUAACACCACAAUUAGAGUGUUAUUGUGAAUAUGGAUGGCAAGGUUACAGAGUUUAGGUAUAGAAGUACUGUUUAUAUAAGAGAAGAAAUAAUCAUAGCCAUUUGGAAAUUUAAAGUUUAGUUUCUUUAAAUGUAACACAUGACUUUUAUCCCACAAUGUUACAGCUGGUGGUUAACACCAUGCUUACAUUUUUGGUAAUUUCAAAUUGUGAAAUUCCCCUUGAAAUAACAGAUCUCACAAAACUAAAGGCCAUCACUACUGCAGCAGUAUUUGCAGUUCCUGCAGUGUAACACUUGUGAAUUCUAAUUUCUCAGUGUUGACAUUAAAUACUGAAUAUUAAUCAAGCAGGCACUUUAAAUGUGAUGAUAGAUUGCAUAUCACAGGAAUAAUGUGAUUAUGUAAAAUCUGAGUCAGCUCUGGAGCACCUGUACAGUAUUAUCAUUAUAUGUUUGGUCCAGUGGACAAAGGUAUAUGUUUGCUGGUACUUGCAAUAUGCUGCAGAAAGUGGGAUUUUCCCCUUCUUUAAGCAAAACAUCAGUCAAACACCUGGCACACACAAAAAGACCUUGUUCAGGUUUGCAUGGGGAUGAAUCACCUCCUGGUUGUAAAAGGACAGAUUGGUCCCCUGUGGGAAGGGGAGGGUGAAAUGUCUUUGUUAUUAUUAUUCCUAAAUAUUUGAGUGUUGAUUACCUGCAACAUAAAGCUUUGUUAUGGCAUUUGAAAUUUCACAGGAGAGUGCAGUAAAUCCGCAGUCACUAUGUGACACUAGAAAUCAUACUGUAAAGAACUAUGAAUGACUUUCUUUGCUUUGUAAACUAUACAGCUUAAAAGCCCAAGAGAAGAGAUGAAAAUAGAUCUAGUGAUUUCUGUCUGCUCUUUGCUCAGUUCUGCACUGGAGCUUGCCAUGUCCAUCUCUCCUUUCAGCAUUUUAAAAGGGCUUGCAUUCUACUCUCUGGAAUAUGGUAUAUCAUCACCUACAUGAGCAAGGUCUUCCUGAACAUAUAGUAUCCAUGAGGACACUAUGUAAAGAUAUCACUAUAUGGAGUGUUUAUGUCUACUCUGUAUUAUUUGUUGGUACUUUUAAAAGAUGUCUGGAAGCUUUCUGCUUUCCAAAAUGUGUAUACUUGUCUAUUGUGGCUGGUUAACUCAGUCUCAAACCUGCAGAGCUUGCUGAUGAGGGUGUGUACAUGUGUUUUACUAAAAAUCCCUCUACAAGAAGCUGAUUCUUUGCUAUGUGACAUCUCGUCUCUUCCUGCUGUUUCAUGGUUAGGGAGAGCCAGAAAUAAUUCAGAUGCAGCACAAAAAAGCCAUUUGAAUGCCAGUUCUAAUAUUUAUUAGCUGCUUUUCUUUCCAAGAAAUGCAGUUUCCCUCUUCUCUACGCUUUCUGUACUUGACCAUUACCAUUUGCAAAAAUGACUUCUGUGUUUUAAGAGUGGUCAAAGGUCUUGAUUCUUCAAGGAACCUUUUGUGUGCAACAUCUUGGAGAAAGAUAAACUUUCUAGAUAAGCAAUGUUGCAAAGUUUGAAUCCAGAUCAAAACUUCAGGUCUAGCUAGAUCAAGGUUACUGGUUUGACCUAAGAUAUUCAAGGGCAAGCUGAAAAACUGAGAUCUUAAGGGUUUAGUAAGGUUUAGGAGCAGGGAAUGUUUUCACGUUGGGUUAUGGCUGAGAUGCAUCUCUAGUUGGGAGGUAUUUGCCAACCUUGAUCUGCAUCUUAAAGACAUUGUGCAAUAUACAUCAUUUUUAGAACAGGUGGUUCUGAAUGUCAAGCUUUCUGUAUAUCUUCUUACACUUCCUCCACUGCCCAUACAAAACAUGGGUUGCUAGACCACUGUGCCCCUUGGGUAUUACUUCUGGAUGUGUCACAGAUGAAGUUGCUGGUCUUCUCUUGUACUACGCAGAUGUAUCCCAGGGAUCUCUGUCAUGCAUUGUACUGAAAAAAGUAGCAUCUUCUAAAGCCAUCAAAGCCAGGAUUCAUCUCAUCUAACUUUGCACACUGCAAACGUAGACAUUUAUACCUGACCUUCCUUUACGACCAAAGGAGAAGGACAGACACUUCUGACCCAUCUUACAGCUGUUCAUUAAGCAUGAAUGAAUUGCACUUUAAAAAAUAUCUAUUUUUCUGUCCAUCGGUAAUAAAGGAAGCUCAGCAUGAGAAGUUGAGACACAGACAUCAGCAAUGCAGACUCAACCAGAUUUGGUGAAAUUAAACCCACUUAAAACAACCAAAUAUCAAGUGAAAGAGAAAAAAAAAGAAAAAUAAAAAUAGAAACUGGCCUCCUAAUCAUCUAUUUUAGGGAUAAAUCCCAGGAGUAACUCAGCUCAGAUUUUAUGUUUGACUUACGAAGUUUCUAUUUUUCAAAAAUUGCCUAGCAGAAGAUGAUGAGCUAAGUCGGAAGAUGUCAAUACUGAAGGUGGGCUUACAUAAAUGAGUUAGAGUUUGAUGAGAUGUCAAACCAGCUUCUCUCUCAAUAUCAAUGUAAUGCAUGAGCAAUAACACUUGUGUAUACCAGACACAAGAUAUAUAGAUUACACCCUGGGAACAGAAGUUUUUUAUUUCUAUGUCAAUGCUGGAGUGGAGCAGAAAACAAACCAGAUCUUCUAUGGAUGUCACUUUAUUACUUUAUUUAUGAACUGUUCUCUGGAUUCACCAAGAAAAGUUAUUGCAGCUGUUACUCCUGCAGAUACAUCACUCUUUUUGGAACAAGGAAAACUUCGAUAUGAAGCUACAAAAAAGAACAUUUUCUUCUAUAAUUCAGUUCAUAUUGGAAUCAUUUGGGGAUGGGGAGUUUGUAUUUUUCUUUUUUUUUUUUUUCUUAUUUUGCUUUCAGUUUUUUUCAGUGAAUUCUACCCUUUUCUGCAUCACCUUUUCAGUUCAGCUGCAGCUACAUAAGCACUGGUACAGAGAGGACAUAGCCCAUGUAAAUCAAUUUGACACUCUGUUACAUGCUGCACACUGGGUCUUCAUUAUAUCCUUUUUUUUUCCCAGUUACCAUAAGUCCUUGGGGUAUUGAACAUAUUCCUUUAAAGUCUGGUUUUAUAUAUGGUCUACAUAAUCUGCCAAGAACCCUGUGUGCAUUUCCUACCUGUUUUGGUUUCAUUCCCUCAAAGUAUAUUGGUUAGAAUUCAUUGUUGAGAUAACUCUGUUGAAGUCAACAGAUUUAUUGCCACAAUAUAUCUGGCUUUGCAUGCUUUCUAUCUAGUAAGAAGUGAAAUCAUGACGAACCUCUUUCUUACAUUGUUGAUAUGACUGUUGAACAUUAUAUCUGUUUAUAGCCAUUGUUGCAUGCUGCAUUCAGGAGGCUGUAGUGAACGUAUAUUUCUGUAUUUUUUUCUUUACCCUUUCUCGUGUGGUCUGUUUUAACUUUUGUUAAUCUAUUCCUCCUUCUUUUUCAUUAGAGUUAAGUCUUCACCUCUGCAGUCCAGUACUUGAUGUUUCGUAAACUUAUUGCUUAAGAAAGCAACAUGCUUUUUAUGGCCAAGAUAAGUAUGGAUGCAUGGCACCUUGCAUGUACAAUUUAAAGACAUUAUUUUCAGGGUUAUUGUUCUCAAUUGUUUACUUAAAAAACAAAAAAUCCUUUUUAGGAUGUGACCUGCCACAUGCUAAUAUUGAUUUGGGUUCGCUUCAACAAUUCUAGUUUUGAAAUUUUCUCCAGUGGGGAGAAACAGAACCAGGGGAGAAGGAGGAAAUAUGCAGUAAAAUAGUUGUGUAAUCAGUGUUGUUUUUUCCCAAAAGGCUUUCACUGCUCUAUUCUUAAUUAAGUCACACUGAGUAGUGACUCUCACAUAAUUAAGAUUUAUUCCAAUGGAGUUACUCCAUAUUUCACUGUGAUAAGAGCUUGGCUUAUUGUCUUUAUGCAAGUACCAUGCUAAGUCUCUUUGAUUAAUUUCUCUGUAAUUAUAAACUUUAAUAAGUUCUUUUUCAUUGCAACACUAGGUUUUGAGUACCUCAAGCUCUCAUGUGAUAUCCUAGGAAACACCAAAAGGAAGCAAAUUUAGGUAGUUUGUGAGCAAGUGACAUGUGGUAGUGCUGGGGAGAAGGGAUAUUUCACAAAGAGGGAGCAUAUCCUCCAACAGGUUUUAAAUAGAAAAUACGUUAAGACUAUCUCAGAAAAUUAAGGUGAAGCGGACACCAAGCAAAACAUGUUUUUUGGGAGGUAGUGUAACCAAAUUAUAGACAGACAAAACUUUGAUUAUUCCUCCAUACCAUCUUACCCAAACAAGAAGGCAUCUGAACAGGGAGGACACUGAAUAUGGGAAGAAUCUCAUCCAUUACCUAAAAAGCUUCUUCUCACUGUAGUCUUGUACAAACCAGUCUGUACACAUUCACAGACCAAGUGUGUGCAGAUUGUUUCACUUCAGCAUGGGCCUCUCCAUGACCUGUUUUCCAUUUAUGGCAACGUAAGGAUCCCAUCUUGGGUUUCAGACACCCCUGGGGAGAAGGGGAUGAGAUUCAGAGCUGCUUCUUCACCUGAAAAAGCUGUGAAUGAGAACUGAAAAGCGCACACUAUGCUGCAAGCAUAGGUGGUGCAUGUCCCUGUUGUUCGCUCUCUGCCUUAUAAGCAGCAACAUCACAGCCUCCUGGAGAUAUGCAGAAGUACCUAUCAGGAACUGAGUGCCAUAAUUCAUAAUUUCCCCAGGAGUAAUCUGGAAUUUACGAUCACAGCAGCUCACAAGCAUACACUUCUGACCAGGAAGAGUUUAGGGGCUUUUUUUAGAGGUGUUCUUUGAAACAUCCUCAUUUGUCAUUACAGAGCUCCAUACAUCACCUCACCUGACCAACACUGGAGAGGUGCAACCGCUUCUUCCAAAACAUCAUUCAGGUAGAAGGAAGUUUUCUGGAAAUUUUUCCUUUUAAUCCUCAAGGCCUUCUUUACCCAAACUCUUUCUACCUCCUUCAUGGUUUAAAAACAAGGAUCCAAUGUGAAACUCAGAUGCUCCUCCUACUCAUAGGAUGAAACGUCAUUGCUUCGCCACAAAGUUGAGGUAUACUGUGGGUUUCAGGCCAAACAUGGGGAUAUGGCCUUCUUUCCCAGACAGACAAUCAACAUCCUCCUAAAAACAAACAAAUGUGAAGCAGUUUGGAAUUUCAUCUUUCCUUGCUUGUUUCCUCUCUGACAUACCAAUAUACCCACAACACUAUUCUCAUUUUCUUCUUGCUUCCUCAUUAAAGAAAAUGAAGUUUCUCUUUCCUGCUCCCCAAGGCUAUCUUUCCUUUGCAGCUCAACUUGUUUUGUAUUUUAAUCUUCUGUGUGUGCUCUCAACCUCUUCAAAAUUUUCCUAUUUAUUUUUUAAGACUCUGAGAGCAUAACCCUGUUGACAUAAAUGGAAGAUGCUUGGAUGCAUCAAAGUGCAGACUCUGGUACAGACUUAACUAAUUUAUAGCAGCACCUAAAUAGCUAAAAACUUUCCUCAGAGAGAAAAUUGUCUGUAAGAAAACUUAAAAAAUAUUUAACCCUAAAUUUCCAUUUUCCUACAUUUUUUAUCUCAUAAACUUCUGCUCUUCCUGGUUCUUUUUUACUGUAGGCUUUGCUUCCUACUGCAUGCUUUUAUCACAGAAAUGCCUAGACUUUAGCUCCAUUUCUGUCUCAGAAACAAAAAUAAAUGAGCAUUUCCUCAAAAAGAAAAUAUUGCCCCUGCUUGGAACAUUUUGUGCCAAGUUUCUGUUCUGAACACAUUUUCCAGGCUGAAUGGAAACAAGUAUUUUAGUAGAAAUGCUGAUACAAACUUAACUAGAGAAAAAUUAUUUGUGCCUCAGCAGUGUCCUGCUUUACUUUACUUCAGCACCUCUACAGCACCCUGAUGGAUACUCCAGGCAGUAUUUCUAAAACAGAUUGAUAAUGGGCUCCCCAUAAUUAGCAAGACCACUAUUUUGGCAAUAUCAGCUGCAGAGUUCUCUGGAGCACACAUCAGAGCCUACCCUGAUUAUGUAUGAAAAUCAUUAACAGAUUAGCACAGCUUUUGCUGGAGAAGGGACAUAUCCCAACAGUAAGGUAGUGUGGCAGCCCUCUGCUGUAAGCCUGCUUCUCAGUUUCCCAGCUGCAUGUUGGAUAUUGCACUCAAUUCCUCUGUAAAGGACAAAAAGUAUAAUUUUUCUUUCAAUAAGCACUUGAGAAUUGGACAAGAAAUAUUUUAGAUUUAGUCAUGGAUGGAGACUUUUUACAUGGGAAUUUAUAUAGGCAUGUCACAGAAUCACAAAAUUAUAGAAUGACAGAAUGUUGAAUUUGGAAAGGACUACCAGAGGUCACCUAUUCCAACCUCCCUGCUCAAGCACAGUCACAUAGAACACAUAACUCAGGAUUGUGUCCAUUUGGCUCUUGAAUAUCUCCAGGGAAGGAGGCUCUACAGCCUCCCUGGACAACUAAUUUCAAUGCUCAGCAGCCCUUACAGUAAAGAAGUUCUUUCUUAUGUUCAGUCAACUAAAUAGAUAUUGAUCCAAAGAAUUUUUCUUCUAUUUCUCUUGCAAUUCUGUCAUGACACUUCUUCGAUCUUAUUUCCUGCCAUCAAUGAGGACUGAAUAUUUUUUACACUUAUCACACUGAAAAUGAUCUCUGAGCUACAAAAACAUUUUCUCUGCAAAAAGCGGACUUUGGCUUAAAGGAAACUCCGUUGGUUUCAAAAGUAUGUCAAAGGAAAUGUUGCAGCAUCUGGCACAGCAGUACCAGUAGUACGUACCUAUUCAGACCACAGGCCCUAAUUCCCAAUGUGUAGACCCAAAUUCUAACUAUGUAAAACUUGUGAAAUGUGCGAUUUUGUCUCUGCAGAAAAAGAAGAGGUAGUUGCAAAAUUCAGUUCUGUGACCAGAUCAACUUUCCACAAUGAAGUGUGAAAGAAAUGAGUGACCAAGGUGCCAGCUUAGCUGGCAUUAUUGUACCUGUGCGAGAACUUCAAAGAGGGCUUAGGUAGCUGUGAAAGCCUAAACAGUGACAGUAUCUAGCCCUGAACAAGAAUUUGUUCUCUUCUCACUACCUUAGAGAGCCACAUGUAUAAAAACAAACCGUUACCGAACAGCACCAUGAAUCCCAAUCUAAGUCCUGGGCAUGAUAAAGUCAGUUGAAGCACAGAACUUAGGGUGCAAUCAAGGCAGUUGGUCUUAUAGGUUAUUCCAGGUUUUGUAACUACAAAGGUAUUGGAAUUUAAUAUUCUAAACUAUUAAAUACCUAGGGAUGUUCUUGGCAUAGCUUUGGUCCAGAAAAGCAGUGCUGGCAUGAUCCAGGGACCAUUCUCACCAAACAGCUUUUUGCAGUUCCCCAUCUUUUAGACUACAGGAAUAUUUAAUAUUAUGGACAGACAGCCCAUGUCAGCAUCAUUCAAGGCCUCAGCACAACUCCUGUCAUUGCUUGGUUUACCAGCAAAGUUAUAACUUUAAACACCAAUGCAGCCUAUAUUCAUACUAGUAUUCCACUUCUGAAGAUCUUAAUCUGGCAAAGCACUCAAGUAAGUGAUGUAGUUUAAUCAAAUUCUUAAAUCUCACAGACCAGGGCAUCUUGAAAUUUAAGCAUGCAUAUAAGUAGUGAAAUAAAUAGGGAUGCACUUAUCUCUCUGUGCUUCGACUUAAAUUUGAGAUUUACAGAAAAAAAGGCCUUAAAAGAAAAUGUCUUUUCCCCAUAACAUACUAAAUCCUGCAAUUACAGUAGCAAUUUCACAAUAUAUAUAAAGACUGUGCCAAGAACAUAUAUUUUUCAGGGUUUUAAUUUCCCUGAUGUGAGACAUCUCAGGGACAUUUUAGUGAUUUGUUACAAUCGUACAACACUCAGGCAAGAGCAAAGUUUUGCUGAGCACUUUUCCUGGAAAAAAUACCAAGAUAUUUGACUCAGAAUUAGCAUACAGGAUUUGAUGAUGUUAAAGCUCAUUUCCUCAAGAGAAAAAAAUAAAAAAGAACAUUUCAUUUAAUGUAAUUCAUUAGUUCUUUCAAGUGAUACUCUGGAGAAGUGCUGGAUAUGCCCUUAUAAUGGAGAAGAGAGGGAUUGCUUGAAGUUGAAUUCAGCUUUGCCAAUUAC